AAUUCAAACGCUACUAUUAUAUUCUUUCUCACCAUUGUUACAAAACUGAACGUUUUAAACUCAUUUAAUCAAAAACUUAAGUUCGUUUUAAGUUUCAUUUAAGUCAAAGAGCCAAGAACCUAUCAAAUUCAAAAAUGAAUGUCGUGCAUAUAGACGCAAACGUAAAUCACUCAUCAAAAGCAAAGAAGCGGCCAAAAAUAGAUGAGAAACAUAGAUAUCUUGGAAAAGAUGCAUUCCCUAAUAUUCUGCCAAAAUAUCAAUUUGAUUCUGGGUAUCGACGUCCACUUGUUCAAUUGACGACAACUGCCACUUCAUCUUCUAUGAAAACUCCAAUAAGGAAGUAUAGAGGAAGAAGCACCACUUCCUCAUCAGCCCAAAAAUAUUACUCUCGAAUACGAAGUUCUACCUCAGCUAAUGCUCCGAUGAUAACUCCUGGAACAUCAAGCAGCAUAACUUCACUUGUUAUUCUUGCAAUAACAGCAGGACGUGGUGAUGCAAAAUGUGAAGUAGGUAUGGCCGCAGUGGAUCUACAACAACCUCACAUGAUAUUAUGUCAGAUUAGUGACUGUCAAACAUACAUAAAUACCCUGACAAAAAUUCACUACUUUCAACCUGUCGAGAUUCUAAUGCCAGAUACAAUGUGUGAGCGACCAACCAGUUUAAGCAGGUUGUACCAGUUUAUCAAAGAAAAAUUUAAAGAUGUGAAUGUCACAGGAAUUGGACGAUGGCAUUUUAAUGAUACCAUAGGAAUGGAUCGCAUAAGAACCCACUGUGCUAAUGAAUAUUCAAGUGUAGAACUCUUUGUUAAACAAAAAUUUUAUGCUUUGGCAGCUGCUGCAGCCUUGUUAAAAUAUGUCGAGUACAUACAACACAUUCUGUAUGCACCAAAGUCAAUGAGAAUUGAGUUUCAGGGAUCUCAAAAUUCUACUACCAUAGAUUUAGAGAGCGCCCUAAGCCUAGAACUGGUAUCGGCCCAAGCUGGUCGUGCAAAUAUCAGUCUGUUUGGUACUUUAGACCGGUGCUCAACUCCUAUGGGAAGAAAAUUAUUAAGAGCUUCAAUUCUUCAGCCUCCAUGCGUCACAAAUGAUAUUUUGGAACGACAAAAAUGUGUUGCUGAAUUAGUAAACAAUAAAUCAUUACUGAUGGUCAUCCAAGCGACUGUACGUCGAUUUUCUGGUGUUGAUCAUCUUCACAAUUUAUCAAUGCAGACUCUACACGAUGACAAUGUAUUGAGUGCUGAACGAAAUUUAAAUUCUGUGCUCUUAUUGAAGCAUACGAUUGACGCAGUUCCUGUGCUUCACGCUGUAUUAGAAACUGCGAAAUCAUCAUUCUUUAUUAAAACCAGAAAGAAUUUGCAAGAUUCACAAUAUGGUAUUAUGAAAGAAAAGAUUUUAAAAGUGAUUCAACCGGAAGCCAGGUCUGUGGCGGGUUUCACUUCUGCAAAUAUGCAACGAUGCUUUGCCUUAAAAGCUGGUAUCAGUGAUAUGUUGGAUGUUGCGCGACAAACAUAUUGCGAGCUGAUUGAUGAUAUGAAAAGUAUGGUUCAGGGACUAAAUGAAAAAUAUAAUCUUCCUCUUGCGCUAGGUUGUAGCGCAACAAUGGGUUAUCAUAUUCAAAUGGAAGUACCACGACGCAGAAAUAUUAAAGUCACCGAUUUACCUAAAGAAUUCAUUGAGAUAAAGAAGGUUAGAAGCUGGUUUUAUAUGACUACGGAUAUCUUGCUGGUACAAAGUCAACAUUGUAAAGAUGCUUGUGAUGAACUUCAUUUGAUGAGUAACGUUAUUUUAAAUGAGACUUUAACAGAAAUCAGGGAACACAUUGGUUGUCUUUAUCAGUUGAGUGCAGACAUCGCAGAAUUAGAUCUUGUCACUUCACACGCACUUAUCAGUUCCAUACAAGAUUACGUAAAACCAAUUUUUGGAUUAAGAUUAAAUUUAGUCGAUUCAAAACAUCCCAUAAUGGAUAUUAUGGGAACCGAUAAUCCCACACCCAAUGAUGUGGAAGCAUCUGUGCCAUACAAUUUUCACACAAUAAUUGGACCGAAUAUGAGUGGAAAAUCUGUUUACUUGAGGCAGAUAAUAUUAUUACAAAUUAUGGCCCAGAUUGGAUGUUACGUACCGGCAACAAAGGCUGAAUUUCGCAUAGCUGAUCGAAUUUAUUGUACACUAUGUUUCGGCGACGAUAUUGAAUGUAAUGCCUCGUCUUUUGUUCGGGAAGUCAAAGAAGUACAGUAUAUUUUGCAAACAAUCACUCCAAGAUCUUUAAUAGUUAUUGAUGAAUUAUGCAGAGGCACUACAGUUGAGGAAGGUACAUCACUCGUUUGGGCAAUAUGCGAAUCUCUUUUAUGUACAGCUGCUUUUACGUUCUGCGCAACUCAUUUUCUGUACUUGACUCGACUAACUGAACUUUACAACAACGUAAUAAAUCAUUACUUCGAAACAAAACCAAGGAUUGAGAAGGUAUUUGAGAAGACACGCUUAAUUUAUACCCACAAAUUGAAAACAGGAAUCGAAACAUUUGAGAAUUAUGGAAUAUCAUUAGCAGAAUCAUGUAAUUUGCCUGAUUGUGUGAUAAAACAUGCACGGGAAAAUAUUUUAAAGAUAUCAGACACAAUCAUGCCCGGCAAAGAUAUUAUAGAAAAUAGUGCCAUGUCACAAAAUAAGAAAUGGUACAAGUAUGCAGCUGAAGUAUAUGAUCUUUUGGAAAACGAUAACAAAUUCACAGAGCAAAAUGUUCUUGAGCUUAUUACACAGAUGCAACAAUUUGAUAUUGAAGAUCCUGAUGAUACGACUAAGAUAAUGAUCGCACAAUCAAAUCCAGUUGCGCAGCACACUCCAAUAAACAAGAACAAAUACAAGAAAAGCUGUAGCAAUUUGGCGCCAAUAAUUUCAAAACAUGAAAAUUUAAGUGCUGUCGAGAAACGAAAAGCGACAGACAGCAUAGGCGAAUAUUCAGAUUCAAAAUUAAUAAAAUUUGAAUUUUUAUCAGAGUCAAAAAAGGUCAUGCCUACGCAAAUGUCUAAACAAGAGAGUAAAUUAUCGAAAAAAAAAUGUACAGUGGUAAAUCUGACUUCUUUGAAAAACCGAACUGUCAAACUAAUGGAUGAAGAAUUUACGUCUUUUAGAGAUAUUGUUAGAAAAGAGAACAACGAAAAUCCAAAACCGGAACUAAAUCUACAAGUCGAAAAGUCAUAUUCAGCAGAAAGAAAUAUUCAGCUACCGAUUCCUAAGUUACCUAAUCGUUUAAGUCAACCGAUAACGCCCGAUUUGAGCGAAGACAAGUCUGUGACAUUUUCUCAAACAUCCAUUUCAACGCUGGCUGCGAAAUUAUCCGCGCGUAGAAAAGAGGCCGAGAUAUUCAAAAUCAUUGAGGGCGAUGAUUUUCGAGAGUCUCAGUUUUUUAAUUCUCUUAGGAUAAAUGACGACGAAAAUGAUAUUAUGAUUAUCGAAAACAAUCUUCGAGGAAUUCCGUCAGAUCAAUAUACAUUACAAUUUAAAAAUGAUUUUAAAAACGAACCAAGUACAAGUCGUGGUUAUAAAUAAUAUAUUUGAUUCUACCCAAUCUCCAAGAUUAUUGAUUAAUUUCAAUGUACAUAAUCGAAGUUAAACAUUACACAUUAAACAUUCUUCAAACCAUUAA
Cephus cinctus (wheat stem sawfly) is the source of this 3639-nucleotide messenger RNA. Its product is annotated as mutS protein homolog 4. Lineage: Eukaryota; Metazoa; Arthropoda; Insecta; Hymenoptera; Cephidae. Gene Ontology annotation, biological process: reciprocal meiotic recombination; mismatch repair. The transcript has 15 exons. Gene Ontology annotation, cellular component: nucleus. The record is from RefSeq and is a predicted model, not a curated record. The coding region runs from base 135 to 3542 and encodes 1135 amino acids. Gene Ontology annotation, molecular function: ATP binding; mismatched DNA binding; ATP-dependent DNA damage sensor activity.